AAAACAAAAGCCUUCAAGUAUACCCCUUCUCAUAUACAGUAGAACAAUGUCAACUCAACCCUUGGCCCUUCCCUCUCCACCUCCAAAUACAACCUGCAAAACUAUCUGUCGACCCACAUCCAGUUAUCACCCUAGUCUUUGGAAGGAUUAUUUCCUCCAACAUUCUUCAAAUUCCAUGAUAUCUUAGAUGAAGCUCUAGCUUUCACUACCUCUCACCUUGAAUCAAUGGCAACAAAAGUAAGCCCUCUACUUGCUGAACAAAUAGCCCAUGCUCUAAACCGCCCCAUCCGAAAAGGCUUACCAAGAAUUGAAGCAAGGCAUUACAUCUCUUUGUACUCUAGAGAAACCCAUUUUGCUUCCUCUAAUGCAGCACUACUUAGAUUUGCAAAAAUAGAUUUCAACAUGGUACAAGCAUUGCAUCAAAAAGAACUCAGUGGAAUUACAGAGUGGUGGAAAAACUUGGAUUUUUCAACAAAGCUACCAUAUGCAAGGGAUAGAGUUGUGGAGUGCUAUUUUUGGAUAAUGGGAGUUUACUUUGAACCCAAAUACUCCCUUGCAAGGACAUUUCUAACUAAAGUAAUAACCAUGGUAUCCGUUUUGGAUGAUACAUAUGACAACUAUGGGACCAAUAAAGAGCUUGAGCUUUUGACCAAGUGUAUUGAAAGGUGGAACAUUGAUGUUAUAAAUCAACUUCCAGAGUAUAUGAAAUUGGUUUAUCAGGCAUUGUUAAAUGUUUAUAGUGAGAUGGAGGCAAAGGUUGCAAAAGAAGGAAUAUCAUAUGCUAUAGAUUAUGCAAAAGAGUCGUUGAACAAAACAAUGAAAGCUUUCCUUAAUGAAGCCAAGUGGCGCCAAGAAGACUAUGUUCCACCUAUAGAGGAGUAUAUGCAGGUUGCCCUCAUUUCCUGUGCUUAUCCAAUGCUCAUAACAAAUUCCUAUGUUGCCAAGGGAGAAGUUGCAACCAAGGAGGCCUUUGAUUGGAUCUCUAAUGACCCUAAAAUACUUAAAGCUUGCACAAUUAUCUGUAGACUCAUGGAUGAUAUUUCCUCACAGGAGUUUGAGCAAACACGAGAUCAUGUUGCAUCAGGUGUUGAAUGCUAUAUGAAGCAAUAUGGUGUUUCAAAGGAAGAGACCGUGAAGUUGUUUCAGGAAGAUGUUGCAAAUGCUUGGAAAGAUAUUAACGAAGGGCUCAUGAAACCAGCAAUCUUUCCUAUGCCUAUACUCACUGUGGUUCUAAAUUUUGCUCGUGUGAUAGAUUUCCUAUAUAAGGACGGCGACAACUAUACAGAUUCUCACACUUUGAAGGCCCAUAUUGAAUUGUUGCUGGUGGAUCCUGUUAUUCUGUGAAGAAGUAUUGAUCCCUAGAACUCCAUUUAAAUAAUUCUAUGGUCUGUUAUAUAGCUUGAGGGUAAUGUGUGGGAUUGUUUUAUAUUUGUUUUGUAAUGUGUGGGACUGUUCGUAAUAUGUUUCAUUUAUUAAAAGUUUGCUAAUUACUAAAAAUGCCUCAAUGAAAAUAUUUGUUUAUA
Molecule: messenger RNA, 1523 nt
Organism: Rubroshorea leprosula
Lineage: Eukaryota; Viridiplantae; Streptophyta; Magnoliopsida; Malvales; Dipterocarpaceae
Source: the annotation of a GenBank genome assembly